ACAUGUACCAUUACAGAUAAAAACAACAGAUAGAAAUGGGUUUUGGUGAUCGUGGUGGAGGAUUUAGAGGCCGAGGUGGAGGCGACCGGGGCGGAGGUAGAGGUGGAGGUAGAGGUGGUGGGUUUAGAGGAAGAGGCGGAGACAGAGGAGGUUUCAGGGGUGGCCGUGGAGGUGGAGGUGGUUUUAAUAGAGGGUAUGAUCAAGGACCACCAGAAUCUGUAGUUGAAUUAGGCGCAAUGACACACACCUGUGAAGAUGAUCUAGUUUGUAAAUGCACAAAUGAGAAAGUACCAUAUUUCAAUGCACCAAUUUUCCUUGAAAACAAACAGCAAGUUGGGAAAGUUGAUGAAAUAUUUGGACCAGUCAGAGAUUUUUACUUUUCAAUAAAAUUGUCGGAGAACAUGAAAGCAGGAUCAUUUUCAAAAGACCAAAAGUUUUACAUAGACCCAUACAAGUUGUUACCCCUACAGAGGUUUCUUGAACAACCAAAAAGAGGUGGACGUGGAGGUGGUAGGGGUGGUGGUCGAGGUGGAGGCAGGGGUGGAGGAGGACGUGGAGGUCGUGGCGGAGGUAGAGGAGGUGGAUUCCGUGGUGGACGAGGUGGUGGUGGUGGAGGAUUCCGGGGAGGCCGAGGUGGAUUUGGUGGCAGAGGGGGUGGGGGAGGAGGGAGAGGAGGAGGGUUUAAAAGAUUCUGAAGUGAAAAAUUUAAUAUUUGUAUUAUUUUUUAGCCUCUUUGACCAAUGUAAGCUAUUAAAACAGGCUGUUUAGAGGCAAUUGUGGGAAGUUGUGACAUGUGUUCAUACCAGGAGAUGCUAGAGACUAGAGGUAAAGGACAUGCAGUAUGUCCUUGACAGUUCUUAUUAGUCAAGAUUAUCUUACAUGAAAUGCAAGAAAGAUAAAUGAUUUCCAUUCUUUGCCUCAGAGCUCAGGUACCCCCUGGAACAGUCGGCUCACUUACUGAAUGAAAAUGCGAUACUCAAAAUUUAGUUUGGAAUAAAUGACUGUUUGUAUUUUUGGUUUGAAUUUGAAAUGAUUUUUAAACACCACUUAUGUACAUUAUGACCUUACUAUGACGACACUGCUAGAGCAAACACUUUCAUACAAAGGCAGCAUGUUUCUUUCUCAUCAAAAUUAUUUAUAGUAAAUUAACUUCAACAUAGUACAUCCUCUGAACAACAAAUAUUAUUAUUUAUGGAAAACCUGGUAAAGUGCAUGUAUUUCACAUAGUGUAUGUAAGCAGCUAUAGCCGAUUUAGAACUGUGACCUCUGAAGGGUUUCACCUUCAAGGUCAGUGAAAUUUACCAAGACUUUAGAUACAUUAUUGUAAGGUGUGUAGUACCUGUGACCUUGGUCUGUCAGGUCAAGGUCACAAUUUGAUGUCUGCAUUUCAUAUCAUUAUAGAACAUGGAGCAUUUUCAAGUGUCAUAAUUGUGGCUUAGAAUUCACACCUAAACUAUUCUGGCAUAUUUUACAUAUACAGCUGUAGCAUUCUUGGGCAGGCAUGAUUCGGGGGCAUUUGUCACUUAUAAUGACGGCUCUUGUUCUCGAGAAAGAUGAUAAUAUUGCCAUUUAAUAAAUUUACUCACAGGUUGCCAUUCAUUCAUAAAAUUACUUUCAUUUCCAUAUGCCGAGUCAGAACUACCUUAAGCUGUGAAACUCGAGUGAGUGAUCUUUGGUCAUCAUGGCCCUCUUGUUACAUUUGCAUUGUGGUUAGCAUUUAAAGAAGUUUUUUUCUUCCGACUUUUGAUUUUAAUACUUGUUACAUGUGUGUUUAGGUAUGAAAAUUGUAGUCACACUCAUUUCUUUGGUGGAGGUAUCUACUUUUUUAUGCCCCCCUGUGAAGGAGGUAGGGUAUAUUGUUUUGCAGAUGUCGGUCGGUUGGUAUGUCGGUCGGUCUGUAGACCAGUUGGUUUCCAGAUGAUAACUCAAGAAUGCUUGGACCUAGGAUCAUGAAAGUUGAUGUGUAGGUCGGUCAUGACCAGCAGAUGACUCCUAUUGAUUUUGAGGUUAGUUGCUCAAAGGUCAAGGUCACAGUGACCCGGAAUAGUUACACGGAUUCCGAAUGAUAACUGAAGAACGCUUUUGCCUAGAUGGUGAAAGUUGAAAGGAAGGUUGGCCAUUAACAGCAGAUGACAGUAGGUGAUACAUCAAGGUCACAGUGACUCGGAACAGUUAAAUAGUUGCCAGGUGAUAACUAGAUAAUCACUUUGGUCAAGGAUCAUGAAAGUUGAUAGGGAGGAUGGUUAGGACCAGCAGAUGACCCCUAUUGAUUUUGAGGUCAAAGGUCAAGGACACAAUGACCCGGAACAGUUAAACAGUUUCCGGACUAUUACUUAAGAAUGCUUAAGCCUAGAAUCAUGAAACUUAAUAGAGAUGUUGAUCAUGACUAGUAGAUGACCCCUAUUGAUUUUGAGGCCAAAGGUCAAGGUCACAGCAACCCGGAACAAUUAAACGGUUUCUGGAUGGUAACUCAAGAGCACUUUGGCCUAGGAUUUUAAAUGUAGAUAUGAAGGUUGGUCAUGACCAGCAGAUGACCCCUAUUGAUUUUGAGGUCAGUUGGUCAAUGAUCAUGAUCAGAACAGUUGAACUUUUUUGGCCAAAUAACUGGAAAAUACUUUGGUCUAAGAUCACAUUUGAUACAGAGUUUACCUGUGAUCGGUAAAUGACCCAUAAUUAUUGAUUUGAGGUCAAUACGUCAAACAUCCAGUGCACUGUGACCAAAUAAUUCUGUUUCUUGUGCAAUUACUGAUUGCAUCAAGGGGGCAUUUCGUGUUCUACGAGCUCUUGUUUUACAUAAUAUUUGUUUGUAAAUGAUUUUUUAAGCUCAAACAAGGAAUAUAUACUAAUCUUUAGUUUUUUUGUAGAGUUUCUACUGUUUUUAACGGUCUAGUGUAAGUAGUAGAGGUACACAAGAUCUUAACAUGGAAUCUCCAUAAAUAAACUUACAUUCUUUGAAAUAAGUUAUUUUUAGCUGGACUAUACAAAGUAUGGAGAGCUUUCCUACUCGACUUGGCGUCUGCAUACUUCCCCAUCCGCACUUUGGUUAAAGUUUUUAUGCACUUUCUCUUUAUCUCUGUAAUUACUUGAUGGAUUUGUUUCAAACUGAAAGUAGUUGUUCCACAUCAUAUGACACAAGGUCAAUGACUUUGGUACCAAUGUUUAAAGGUGGUCAAUCACAUUUAAACAACAUUUAAUGACAUUUUUUACUUUUUGCAUAUUCUGGUAGAGAAUUAUUUAAGGAACAAAAAGAUCGAUUACAUAGAGUUAGAUUCCUAUUUGAAAUGUAUAUUUUAUUAUUUUUAUAAAAUUUUGUAAUUACUCCCCUUUAAUAUGAAAGUAUAUAAAAAGCUGGGUAUUUCUUUUUAUUUCGAUACAAUGUCUAGUUUUACAUUUGAAUUUGAUAGACAUAUCAACUAUUGAACAAUCUGAACCAAAAUGCAAGUUUAAAAGCUGUGUGUAGCUUCUGAAUUCAUUUAUUUCCAAUCUAUCUUGGUUGCGCAACCAAGAUAGGCAAAGGGAGGUAAUAAUAAUUUUUCAAACUUGCGUUUCUAAUGAAUUCCAUCUAAAUACAUCAUUUUUAAUGCAAAUAUUUUACAAAUAUAUUACAAUAUGUCUAAUAUACUUAUACAUUUCCUUAGGCAAAGUAUGUUUAUCAAAUUUAUACUUAUGAUAAAAUAACUCUAUCUUGGUUGGGCAACCAGGAUAGGAAAAUGAAAUUUUAAAAAUACCUCCAGUGAAAAUCUAAUUUGUAUUAAGUGUUAAGUGAACAUAAAUGAGUGUAAAUGAUCAGAUGCUAAAGUUUCGAACAAAUCCGUUACAUGGCCAAAAUCUGAUUAUCCACCUUUAAUGAAUUAUCCCCCUUUUUACUUAGAAUUUCAGGUUAAAGUUUUGUUACACUUUCACUCUAUCUCCGUUAUUACUAAAUGGAUUUGAUUCAAACUUAAAAUUGUUGUUCAACAUCAUCACUCACAUCAUAUGACACUAGGGCCAUAACUCUUGCACCGAUAUUUCAUGAAUUAUUCCCCAUUUUACUUAGAAUUUCUUGUUAAAGGCACUGACCUCCAUAUUUGGCUAAAAAUAAUCUUUCUUUCAAAUUGAAGUUUGGUCAUAUUAUGAACAUUAGAAAAUGAAUUUUUGUUUCUAAAAUAUUCUAAGAAUUCCAAAUCAAGAAAGAAAGAUGACUGUGUGGGGAAUCAAACCCCAGACCACCGCAGAUAUAAAGACAUUUUCCCAUCGUUGUAACCAAUAUAGCUGAGGAGGUGAAUAAUGACUUAAAAAUAUAGAUAUUUAUAAUUGAGACAGUUUACCUGGAGUAAAAGCGUGACAAAUGCUUUUCGAUUUUCAUCGUAAAAACAGCAAAUUCUCAUGUGUUUCCGUAACAUAAAGUUUGUCAGUAAUUAAGUUUUAAAGCCUUCUUAAGAAAUAUAGCAUUUAUUUCAAGCUACCUAAAAGAAAUUAAAUUUUUUUUUGUUGUCGAACGAUCUGGAGGCCAGUCGCUAUAAAGUUUUGAUGCACUUUCACUUUAUCUCAGUUAUUACGAAAUGGAUUUGAUUCAGACUUAAAAUAGUUGUUCCACCUAUCACACACAUCAUAUGACACAAGGUGCAUAACUCUUGCACCAAUUUUUCAUGAAUUAUACCCCCUUUUACUUAGAAUUUAAGGUUAAUUUGGAUACAUUUUCACUGUAUCUCAGUUAUUACUAAAUGGAUUUAAUUCGAACUUGAAGUAGUUGUUCCACAUUAUCACCCGAAUCAUAUUACACAAGGUGCAGAACUCUUGCACCAUUAUUUUAUGAAUUAUGCCCCCUUUUUGUUUAGAAUUAUAUUUAUUUAGUGUCUGGAUACACUAUCUCUCUUAUUACUUAAUAUUUUUGACACAGACUGGAGUUACUAUCCAAUAUCUUCAUCCACAUUGGAGUCAUUAAACACUCCAGUGACAGCUCCAGCUUCCUCACACUAUCUAGCAUCGAAAUAGUUGAGCGCGCUGUCUCCUGUGACAGCUCUUGUUUCUCUGCUAACAGUGGAUUUAGCCUUAGCUGAUGUUUUGAAAGCCCUUUUAUAUGAAAUUAAAAGAAUAAAUUAUUCUUGAAUCUUUGUUAGACAUGAAUUGUAUUAAAAAGGCUACAUUGUGUGAAUUUAUCUCAUUCUGAUCAGUUCAGUUUUCACAUGUUAAAAGUUGUAACAUUAUACUAUCUUUACUAAAACUUGUAACUAACAGUCUAUGCAAGUACUAGUAUGUUUUUACCUCACUUGCGUAGUUUUUGUUGUAAAAAAAUCCAACUUCUUCAAUUUUAAUUUCAAAGCAGCUGGCCUUUAAUUAAAGAUACAUCUGUUGGUAUAAUUAAUGAAAACAAAAACUUAUAUUUCUUCUUGGCAUUAGGGAUUUCUGAAAUCUAUUGUUUUUUGCCAUUUAAAUUAUAAAAACCAUGGCGAAUAAAAUUUUUGUGUGAACUUUUACAUGAAUAAGUAUACAAAAGCAGUUUAUGCAAAAGAUAGAAUUUUUCACACCCGUUUACUUAUACUAUAGAAUGUUGACAACCAGUGGCUUUAGAAUUUUUCAUGGCCAUUGCCUCAAUUGAUUUUAUAUUGUUGUUUUUGUCUGAAUGAUAUAUACUGUUUGUAGACAUAAUAUGCAAAUAUUGUGCAAAAAUAAAUAACUGAUGAUUUAUAA
Messenger RNA from Mercenaria mercenaria, 5670 nucleotides. Its product is annotated as H/ACA ribonucleoprotein complex subunit 1-like. Gene Ontology annotation, cellular component: box H/ACA snoRNP complex. NCBI's taxonomy places the organism in Eukaryota, Metazoa, Mollusca, Bivalvia, Venerida, Veneridae. Bases 36 to 695 code for a protein of 219 amino acids. The transcript has 7 exons. Gene Ontology annotation, biological process: ribosome biogenesis; snoRNA guided rRNA pseudouridine synthesis. The record is from RefSeq and is a predicted model, not a curated record. Gene Ontology annotation, molecular function: box H/ACA snoRNA binding.